GCAGUUGAAACAAAUGCCAUGAAUUUACAACAUCGAUGUAUACAUUUUACAAGUAUAAUUUAUUUUGAUAUUUAAUUUCAGUGACUCUUUGUCGACAUAAACACAAUAAAAUUAUCCUACUGUAAUAUAUGAUUGGUUAGGUUGGUAGAAUUGUAUGGAGGCCUUUGUUCGGGUGGUUAUUUGUCGGAUGCCUUUGUUCGGGUGGUUAUUUGUCGGAUGCCCUUCUGUUCUGACUCGUGCUUCGAUUAAUUGUUAUUUCUAUGUCUAACGCUCGUCGGAGCAAUCUUCACAGGCGUCAUCUCAUAUUGUCAUCUGUUUCAGUGAUUGUCUCUUCAUUUAAAAAGUGUUGUUUUUUUCAUUAAAUAGUAUAAUUUGUAUCUGUAUGUGUAACCAAUUUAUACAAAUACAUUAUGAGUUUUCCAGAUAAAGAUUUUAUAAAAGAUUUCAUUAUAAUAUACAAGAGCCAUCCGGCUUUAUGGAACUUCAAAAGCCCAAUAUCCCAAGACAAACAUUUACGCGAAAAAGGCAUAGCAGCUCUAAUUGAAUUCUCAAAAAAAAAACAUACUAGAGUAGAUAAAGCAUUUGUAAAAAAAAAAAUAAAGAAUUUACGAAAUUCUUUUUUAAGAGAGCGGGACAAAGUUCAAAAAUCUAAAUGUAAAAAUUCAUCUACACAAGACUUUUACGUACCACUCCUAUGGUAUUAUGAUUUAAUAUCAUUUAUAGCUGAAGACACAAAUGACGGAGUUAGUUUAUCAAGUACUCAUGAUGACUUGGGAAAUAAUAUGGUAAGCUUUAUUUUUAAAUGUACAUAUAAUAAAUAAUUUACCUUGAUAUUCUAUUUAAUAAUAAUUUAUAAUAAGUAGGUAAGUUUAAUGUAUUUAAUGUUGUAUUUUAUGUUUAACCUAUUUAAUGUAAGGAAUUAUAGUAGGUAUUUAAUAAUUACAAUGCAAAAAUUCACAAAAUAGGUGGUAAGGUAAUUAAAGUAAUUGUAUAUUAUAUAACUUUUUAGAUGUGGGUUUUUGUUUAUUUAAUCAAAAUAUAUGUUUUGGUAAUUUAGUUUUCAGUUUGGUUAGAUGGUUGCAUUAUCACUAAACGUUUUGUUUACUAUACAAUACUUAACUAAUUUUUAACGAGUAAUCGAAGACAGUUAAUAUAGUUUUUAAUUGUUUGUUAUUCUUGUAAUCUGGCUGCUGAACACGUAGUACAUUCAAUUAUUAAAUAUUUGCAGUAAACUUAAUGCUAAAGAAAAUUAUUUGCUAAACUAGUAUGUAGGUUCAUCAAAACUGCAUCGUUAAAACACUCCUAAAGUAAAUACUAUUCUUAUUCUUUUUAAAAAAAAAAAAAUAUUAACUUAAUUUCUAUUGAGUAUUGAUGACUACCACUUGUAUACAAUAACCAUUUACUAUUAAAUAUUACCUGAUUGAGAACAAAUGCAAUUUAGCAUCAUUGCUUGUUUUUAGAGUUAAUUUUUUUUUUUCUCAAAAUGUGUGUUAUCAUGAUUUUAAAUAAUAUAGACUGGCAAGUGGUAACUGAACCAACUCUUUUGAUUGAAUUUUGAAGCUUAGUUUUCACAGAGGGGGAAAUACAGAGAUUUAAUUAAAAAGAGAUAGUUCCUUCUUGCUAGGGAGGAGGGUGUCAUAAAUCAUAGAACAUAUUUAUUAUGUCUUUGAUGUCCAUGAUGUUAUCACUUUUGUUUUAAAGACCAUAGUAUUAUUGAUUUUAUAAUAUACUUUAAGUUCUAAGUUAAAUGAUGAAUAAUCAUUUGUAUGUUUAAUAAGGAUUUGAUUUUUGUCAUUUAAAAUUUUUUCUACAACCAAUUGAUCUUUAAAAUGUUCACAAUUAAAUUUUUAUAUGCAUUUAUAUGCUAGAUAUCUAGCGAAAUAAGUCACAGAACAAUCUUUUAAUGUGACUUAUGUUGUGUAAACUAAUAUAUUUUCUGUUUCCAUACUGUAUCUGGAUUCUGAACUAGUAUCUGAAGUUUCUUUAUCUUCCAUUUUUAAUACCAAAUUACAUGGAAAACUCCAUACGACGUGAACAGGCUUAUGGUGACGCAUAAUUUAUUAUUAAUACUGUGGUCACACUGCUCAGCCGUGGUCGCUAGCCACCUCUUCCACCUUUACCUACCUAUGGUGGGGCUAACAUUCCAGUUGCUAGCGACUACCGCCAGCGCUUCAUAGUGGUGGCUAGCAUUUAUGUGUUACCGGUCUCUUCUCCAGCACGACUUAUUUGUACCUGUGUAUUAUAAAAUCAAUGUUAUUAUCUUAGUAAUUAGUUAGUGGUUUAAAUGCAGUGAAUUUCAUUAAUGCCCUUGAUUGUAGUAUUAAGUUCUUAUGCUUUUAAUAAGUUUUGUUUUUCAUGUUAUUUAAUUAAUGUUUUAUUUUAUGUAAUUAAAAUUAGGUUCAAGAUAAUCAGUCGGGUAAUGAAUCAACAUCUGAUUCUGUCAUGCCAAAUUGUAGUGACCAUAUUUAUUCUAUGUGUGUACAGAAUCAUAAACAUAAACCAAAAGAAAAAAAAUCUGUAUCAAUCAGCUCUGAAUCAGAUGACGUUUGUGUGGAAUCAGGUAAAAUGACACUAGCAAGUGUUAAAACUUUAAUUUUUAAUGUAUUAUUACAAAAUUAAUUAAAAUAUAAAUUUAUGCAGUCGAAUAUACUUUUUAUACCUCGACGGACAUAAUAAAUGAGCAAUCUACUAAGAGCACUAGUGGUAAUGUCCUAAUCAAUUUAAUCUAUAGGUUUAGUUAUCACUUUUUCAUACAAUCUUUAUUCCUGUGGUAAUAGGAAAAAUAUGAAAUUGAUGCCUCACCCUCUAAUGGAGUAAAGAUCAAAUUUUAUCUACUUUGUUUAUACCAAUCAUUGCUCAUUUUAUGCACAUUAAAUGGUUCUUUUCAGUAUUGUAAUUAUGAAAAUUGAAGAAAAGUAGAAGACACUAAACAUUUUUUAUUGGUUGGCAUUUGAUAACAAAUUCUUUUAUUAUUAUUGUUGUUAUACAAGUGAGCAUGCAUAACUAAGAGUAACUAAUUUCAUUAGUUGGCUUCUAUUGUUAGGUACAUAUACAUUUAUCUUGCUUGAAAUAGGGAAAACAGAUAGUUACAGAUAAUGUUGGGAGAAAAAAAUAUAUUAGAGUUCAUAAAAAAAAAUUAAGGAUUUACUGGACAGUGAUUGCUUGAAUGGAAAAGUUAAAACCAAUGAAUCUAGUAGAUUUUCCCUCUCUGAAAAAAAAAGGUAGUAUAUCAUGAUAAUAAUCUUAUUCUUGACAUUCCUGCCCAAUUGGAUGUUGGAAUACAUCGUGACUACAUUUUUAUCUUGGGCUAAUUUGAAUAUUUAUUUGUUGCGAUUUAACCAUUGCUUCAGAUUUUGUAACCAAUUGUUCUAGGCAUCCCUCUGAUUUUUUCACCAUGUAGCUCAAAAUAUCACAACUUUCUUGUUUUGAUUGUUCGUAUUACUUCCUUAUCUUUCUCCAUUCUCCCCAUCGUUUUUAAAUUUGUAAUUCAAUCUACUCUAGAUAUACUCAAGAUUUUUCUAAAGCACCACAUUUCAAAUGUUUCUAUUUCUUUUAUAUUAGCGCUUUUUAAAGUCCAUAAUAAUAAUAGUUUUAAUAAUUUAAUGUUGUAAAAAAAUGUAAUAAUCAAUGCAUUCAUAAUUUUACAAAAUUUAAUUUUAUUAUAUUAAAGUAUGUAUUAUCUAAUACCUAUUAUUUUCCUAGCAUUUUUAAUUUUUCUGUGACGGUCAUUAUCUUUAUUUUAUACUUCAAUAUAAUUUAAUUCAAUUUUGUAAAAAUACUUUUAUUUUUUUAAUGUUUAAAUGUUAUACUUAAUAUGUACAAUAAGAAUAUGUGGUAAGCUAAAACAAAUAUAUUAAACAAUAUUAUCGUAGAAAUUGUCCAGUAUUGACAAUUCCUGUUCAAAGUAUUAUUAUAAUAUGUUUGAAAAAAAAAAAUAUCUGCUAAUAUUGUUAUACAGGGGAAUAUCCAAAUACUAAAACUCACUACUAUAGACUAUUGCGCUAGAAAAGAACCCAAUAGGGAAUAUAACUUGAGGAAAACUGAAUAGGUAUCUAAAAAAAUUUUAAUGUUACAGUUUAAUUUAAUGAGAUUCUUUGGCUUGUUUGCUUGCACUGAAUUUUUUAAAAUCGGGCUCCUAAACUCGGAAAUCUGAACUCACGAAGAGUUUAUUACAAUACUUAAUUUUAAUGUAUGUGUAUGACAAACAAGUCCUAUCUAUCAAUACUGUGUAAAUGAACAGUAGCAGAACUUUAUAUACUUAGAUACUUUAUAUGAAAGCUUAGGAUAUUCUUAUUUUAUGUCAGUCCAAAAGACAUGAUGGAUUUCUUUUCAAAUGCUACCUCAAGUGAAAAAGUUGUUUUCAGUUCUAUCAGUUUUUUUUUUCUCGUACUCUGAAAAAAAAUGCAGAUUCAAAAUAGUUUUCAUUGAAAAGAAUCGCAAUCUAGUGGUCUUUAUUUAAUAAUAUUAAAAGCUACCUUGAAUCCAUUAAAAUGUUGAACAACUUGAUUUUUGAUGUCUUGUGAUAGGUUCAUAUAAUUUUCAGACGGAAAAUCGUGCAAUGUUUCAAAAACUUCUGGUUGAUUAUUCUUAAUACAUGACUUCUAAAACUCUAACUUUUUAAUAAAAAAUUCUAUUUUGUCAAUAAUUUGAAAUAUUUUCACUGCAUUGAUUUGAAGAGCCAAAUUUAAAUCAUUUUAUUUUAAAAAAUAACAUCAGAUAGGUUGACACUUCAUGUCAGUUCAAACAAACGAGUAAGGACUUUGCUUCGUGAUAACUAUUGAACCUUAGCAUUAAAAAUUUUUAAAUUAUUAAAUAUUUCACAAAUAAACCAAUUUCAAAUACACCAAAUUUCAUUUUUUCACAUAGUCCCUGGUAUAUGUACCCCUGGUCGAGAAACGCUGCUUUAGAAGGUGGAUUAAGUUGGAGAAUUUGGCAAUCAUCAAGCUGAAAUAGUUGUGCGCUAGAGUGGCCAUAGAGGCUAAAUAAACUAAAAUAUUAAUUAUAAUGAAUGUUAUAAAUGGUUUACUUUAUGAUCUCAAAUAUCAAAUGAAUGAUGUAAAUAACCUAACCUAAAGAGUAUUCAGAUUAACAAUCUAUAAAAAGAAAUUAUAAUAUUGAUUGUUCACAUAAUUUUUAAUAUAAUUAGGCAAGUACGCAAGUAUUUAUUUAUAUAUGUGCUAUUUUAACCUUUUUUAAAAACAAAAGAAACUUGAAAAUUUACUUAAAUGUUUCAAUAAAGUAAUCAGUUGAAAAAUUUACAUUUUAGAUUCUGAGUGGAGGAAUGUAUUGGUUUUACAAUGAUGUUUAGUCUUUAGAUUCGGAGCAUAGCAAGGGAUCUAUUGGUUUUACUUUUUUUUUCCGAAAACUUUCUCUGAAGUAUAGACUUAUAGCGCGUUUUCUAGAAGGUAAUUUUCUCUGGUUGGUGCAUUGGGAGGUAAUUUUUUGAUUUUCCAAGGAGUUUUUGAAAUAAUUGAGAUAACCCAAAAGAAGAUUAUAAUAUAUAUUUGCGGCAUGCCUUACAGUUUUUUUUUAUUUUCUAUGUGUUAUACUUAAGUUUUCUACCAAAAAUAUUACUUCAAUGAAAAUCGCGACUGACAAAUUUAAGUUAAGGCCCUACUGAAAGCAAUUUUUGAAUGAUAUUUCAGUGAUUCUACACAUGCCAUUUCCAUCAGUAAUUUUGAUGGAGAUACUUGAGCGUUUUUUCAAGUGGAUGAUAUUUUGUUAAUGAUUGAGCCUGAUUAACCAAUAGGUUUAAAAGGAUGCAGCCUAGGGGGCUGUUAAAUGUUACUGGUAGGGCAACAAAACAAUUUUUUUUUUAAAAUUGAUUUUCAUUAAACUUGUGUCUUUAUAUAUCAGUGAUUAUAGGGGUAGCCAGACCUUUUUUGGGGACUGGAGAGGUGUACAUUAAUUUAUAGGGAGAGGGCCAGUAAAAUUUAGCAAUGAGCAAAACAAAUUAAUAAAACAACCAUAAACUACUGGUAGCAAAUCCACUAAUCCGUGUCAACAAUUAAUCUCCGAAUAUUAACCUUUUUUUUGUUUUGUAUAAGUUUUAAAAUCAAAUGUUGAUGAAAAUCAUUUAUAUUACUGCCUUUCAAAACAUGUAUUACCAAAUUUCGCUUUGAAUUGAUUUUUUAUCUUUGGUUUAUUGUUGUUUACAGGUAAAAAUUAAAUAACUUUAUGUAACCUACCUUCCCCACUACCCACCUACAACAGUGACUGUAUUUCUCUCCAGUAACAGGAGUAAAGUUCCUUCUCACCAAACUGGGUCUAAUUCUUUCUUUGUUGUUUCAUUCCACAACACCAAUAGUAGAAAUAAUCCCAUUCACUGUAAAAGAUAUUCAUGGGUAAUGAGCACUUAAGUUUUUCUUAAAUUGUUUUGUUUAGUAUAUAUUUUUUUUUUCCAGUUAUUUAAAUUGAUUCUAUUGUUUAAUUUAAUGUUUAUGCUUUAUUUUUUUAAUUUGUUUAUUACUGAAAUAGUAUUAUUUUAUUGAGCUCUAAGCCCGUUGAUAAAUAAAUAAUACUAUCAGUUUAAAAAACAGAUAAACUUUGUUUAUGCUGGGGAAAGUGACCAUAAGUAGAAUUUAUACAAAUUUUUGAAAAAUAAUACAUUGUAUAGACUGUCUAAUUUGGUUUUAAGUUAGGUUAGAUGAGGCAAUAUUUUUUACAAUGUAUUGGAAAUAAUUAUUUUUUAAAAAAAAAAUUCCUAUUAAUUAAAAAAAUGUGGUUAGUAUUUAGCACGCUUGUGGUAUUUUAAUUUUAAAUACCCCUAUAUUGAAAUUUUUCAAAAAUGGGCAUAAUUGCCUAAAUAAAAUUAUUAUUUAAAAUAAAAAUAACAUAAUAAUUAAAUAUUAGUAAAUGAUUAAUAGUUGUAUUUUUAUGUUUGAUCAAUUUAGAUAUUCAUAACAUUUAUAUAUUAUCAGUAUAUUUAAUACAUUACUUUGUAUAUUACAUAAAUAAUUUAUAAACUAUUGAUCAUUUUUUUAUAGAGAAAAUUCAAGAUUUGAACAUAAAAGUUGACAUUAAAAAGAAAAAUGACAUUACUAAUUCAUUGUAAGUACAAGUAGUUAUAAUAGAUACAAUAGAUAAAUUGUUAUAGUUUUCACAUUUUCACUUAUUUUUACUGUAACAUUUUUCUAUGCUAAGUGAUUAAUAAUUUAUUAUGAAGCUGCAAUUUAGUUUUCUUGUUUUUUUUUUUAUUCUUAUGCUUAAUCAUGUUUCAGGAAAUAUCAUAAGGCGAGUGUGUCAGAUACUGAGGUAAAUAUGUCAAAGAAAACAUGCCAUAAAUGUGAUCUCCAAUUAUUGAAAUCUGAAUAUUCACUGCACAUAGAAAGAAUACACAGCCACAAAUGUAAUUUUUGUGACAAAAUAUUUGUCCGCAUGAAAACCAUGCAGAACCAUAAAGAUAUUAUGCAUAAAAACGAAAUGGAUGUCAAUACUAAUCAAACUACUAAUGUUCUGUCUUUUCAAACAAACCAAUUUCAAAUAGUUAAAAAUAUGUCAAUUCAUAUUAAUGAGUCCCAAACACUCAGUGGCUCUAGAAACUUGGCAGAACACAUUAAUGAUGUUCAUAUCCUUCCAGUAAACAACAUAGGAAUGAAAAACACUGAGGGUGUGAACAAGUCACAAACCCACCUUAAUAACAUUCUCUUUGAUGAAUUAGAUAAAUUUAUUGAAGUGCAUGAACUACCGACGGAUUUGGAAAUGACCAGUAUAGGAAUACAAAAUAUUGGGGUUAGUCAUUUGAAUAAACCUCAAACCAAUAGAAAUAAAAGUCUUGCUGAAAAGUGUAGUCAAUUUUUUAAAGUAAACAAGCCACAGACCAAUAUAGAAAUUAAUAAAGACAUUAUGGGCCAAACGAAAAAUCUCAAGAAUAUUAAAAAGAAUACACAGCUAACACAUACAUUCAUAUGCUUUACAUGUGACCUCCAAUUCAUGUACCAACAUGAAUACAAUAAGCAUAUAGAGAAAAAGCACAACCAUAUAAAUAAUGUACACAAACUAAAAAACAAAAAUAGCAAUACAGAAAUUUCUGUCAAUGAGCCCAAUCAUCAUUUAAAUAAAACAACAAUGCUCAAACCUUACGAAUCACAAAUAAACUGUGAUAAAACUAAUAUAAAUAAAACAACAAGCUUGCAAGUAAAUGCAAAGAACAAUGUAUCUAAUGUCAUUCCUGUUUUUAAACAAACUGGAAUGAAAAUAAAUAGUGUCGGAUCUGUAAAUUGUACUUCAUCAAUGAACAUUAUGUGUGAUGAAUAUACCAAUUUUGCAACCACACUAAACACUAAUAAUCAUUCAAAUUUUAAAUAUUCAUAUACAUGUAAUAUAUGUGCCAAAAGUUUUGUAAAUAGAAGAACCAUGAUAUCACAUAUGCAAGUUUUGCACAAACAAUCUACAAACAUACCCAAGUCAAUUUGCACUAAUACACAGAGUCAUCCAUAUUUCAAACCCAAUGCCCAAAUACAAAGCAAUAUCACUCUGGUCAAUAAAUCUACUACUGUACAGAAAAAAGUUAAUGAACAUGUUAAAUUUGAGGAUAUGCAAGCUGGUAAAGACCAGAUUAACUGCAGUAAAAAUAAAGGUGGUUUACCAAUUGUGCCAAAUGAUAAGCAAACACAUAAAAAUAACAUACAUGAACAUGAUCAACAGAAUGAAAACCUAAAUCUUUUGCAUCACAACAUACAAUCACAAGAUACAGUUGUUUAUCCGUGCGAUGAAAAGAAGCCGGUCAUUAAACAUACAGAACAUGUGUGUGAUUUAUGUGACGGCCAUUUUAGUAGUCAAAGUUCAUUAAAACGACAUUCUUUUCUUAAUCACAAUAUUAACUGUCUUUAUUGCAAAAAAAAAUUUGCUCGUAAUUGUGCCCUGAAGAAACACUGUGAAAGUAUUCAUGCUAAUGAUACCGCAAUUUCCUGCAUUCAAAAAAGGCAUAUUGACACAUCCAGUCAACAGAAUGAAAUGCUACAACUUCAGCCGGGUAAUAUUAAAAAAGAUCAUUUACCUAAUCAAGCAGCAAUAUCUCAGAUUAAUUGCAAUAAAAAUAUAGGCAUUUUGUCAGUUAUCUCAAAUAAUGUUACUUAUCCGUGCGAUGAUAAGAAACCGGUCAUUAGAUAUACAGAACAUGUGUGCGAUUUAUGUGACGGCCGUUUUAGUGGUCAAAGUUCAUUGAAAAGACACUCUCUUCUUAUUCACAAUAUUAAUUGUCGUUAUUGCGAAAAAAAAUUUGCUCGUAAUUGUGCCCUGAAGAAACAUUGUGAAAGUAUUCAUCUUCAUGAUAUCGCAAAUUCCUACAUUCAAAAUGGGCAUAUUAACACAUCCAGUCAACCAGAUGAAAUGCUACAACUUCAGCCGGGUAAUAUUAAAAAUGAUGAUUCAGCUAAUCAAACAGCAGUAUAUCAGAUGAACCGCAGUAAUAAUAGGACAUCACAUCUUGUUUCUAAUAAUAAGCAAAUGCCUAAAAAUGUAACGGCUAAUCCAUAUGAUGAAAAGAAGAUAGUUAUAAAACAGACAGAAUUUGAAUGUCACAUUUGUGGUGGCCAGUUUAGUGGCAAUAAAGUACUCCAAAAUCACUCUGCUACUGUUCACAACCUUAACUGUCCUCACUGUGAAAAAAAAUUUAUUCGUAAAUUAACUUUGAAGAGACAUAUUAGCACUCAUGAUAAUGAUAACCAAAAUUCCUGCAUUCUAAAAGAACAUGUUGGUUUACCAACAAAUCAACUGGAUAAAAUGAUAAAGUUGGAUUGUGAUAAAAUACGCCAGAUUAAUUGUAGUAAUAAUAUAGACAUCUUUUCAAUUGUGCCGAAUGAUGAGCAUACACAUGAAAAUAAUGUACAAGAACAUGAAAAGUCUUACAACAAUCAAUUGCAAGAAACAGUACCUUAUCCAUAUGAUGAAAAGAUGCACGUCAACAAACUUAAAGGGUUUAUGUGUAAUAUUUGUGGAGGGCAGUUUAGAACCAAAAGUGAAUUCAAUAGCCACAAAGGAAAUGACCAUAAGUAUAAAUGUUCAGAAUGUCAAAAAAAAUUUAUUCGUAAUGUCACUUUACAGAAACAUAUACAGGUUAUGCAUAUUCAGCAUAAUGAAAAUGUCUGCGUGAAAAAAACAGGUGCUGUCGCAUUAAGUCAACAAGAUGAAAUGCUAAAGCUUCAGUCGGAUUUUAUUAAAAAAGAUUCACAUGAACACCAAAUUAACUGUAGCAAAGAUAAAAGUGUUUUGCCAAUCGUACAAAAUGAUACAUAUAUCAAUGAUGUGCUGGAAUAUGAUCAACAGAAUCAAACACAAGAUGUUUGGCAGGAAAACAUUGUUUCUGGAGAGACUGUGGUUAAUAUCUCAAAUGAAAUGCAUAUUAAUAAAAUUGAUAAAUUAUCUGAUUUUGAGAAUAUUUUGCCAACCAUAUCCCAGACCAAUUGCAGCGAUAUCAAUAACGUACUAAAACAUAGUCAAUUGAAAGAAGCGAAAAAUCUUAAGUUGCACAAUUAUCAACUGCCAGAGGAAGUUGCUGCUCAAUCCAAUUAUAAUGAACAUAAAAGGUACAUUUGCAGUAUUUGUAAUGGCCAGUAUACAAAUCUAAAUAAAUUCUACCGACAUGUAGAAACUGAGCACAAAAAUAAAUGUUUGUUUUGUAAUAAAAAAUUUAUUCGGAAAAAUACGUUAAAAAAACAUACACAGAGCAUGCAUGGUAACUAUAAAAAAAAUUCCCAUAUUGAAAUGUUAGUUGAUAUUAAUAUGGAAAACUUGCCAGACAGAAAACAAUUUAACUGCAAAGAAACCAAAAGUGUUUUGCCAACUGUGCCGAAUGAUGUAAACAUGUAUAGCAAUAACUUAUCAAAAUUUGUUAAACCAUGUAAAAACCAAAAGCUUCAGCUGUGCCAACAAGAAGUAGAUGAUAAGGAGCAGGUCAGCAAAUAUGCUCAAUACUUUUGCAAUAUUUGUAAUGUAAUAUUAAAAAACAAAACUCAACUCAAACAACACUUAGCAAUAGAUCACAAAUUCAAAUGUCUCCAAUGUGAAAAAAAAUUUGUUCGUAAUAUUGACUUAGAAAAUCAUUUAUGGGCUGAGCACAAACAAAAAAUUAAAAUAUCUCGCACUAAAAUGACUAAUACACACAAUACUAAACAAAGUAAACCAGAGAAACUGUCAACAGAAACUCAAUUAAUAUGUGAUUUUUGUGACAGUCAGUUUAAAAAUAUUUAUGAUCUUGGUUAUCAUUUGUUGAAAGUGCACAAUUAUAAGUGCAGCUUGUGUGAAAAAAAGUUUGUCCGUAUCGGAGACAUUGAAAGACAUAAGAAUGCUGAACACAGACAUUAUUUCGAAAAGCAAAAUCUCAAUAAAAAAUUCUGUUGUAAAGAAUGCAAUUCAUGGUUUAGUACAGAUGAAUCGCUCCAAUCGCACAUCAAAUAUGCACACAUAUUAAUGCCAAAGAGAUUCACUUGUUAUCUGUGUACCAUUACACAUGCCAAUAAUGAUGAAUUUUUUAAACACAUGGAGUUAUACCAUUUAGCACCAAAUAAAUGAAAAACCAUUCACUGAAGCAGUUCAACCAACAGGAGUUACAAUUAUACCAGGUUUUCCUUUUAAGUGAAAAGAUGUAUUCAUUAUGCCAAAAAUAAUUUAAAACGUUGAACUACUAAGAACACUCAAUACAUUUUUCAUAUUCUUUGUGCUCCAAAUAUUCCAUUGAUCGUUUAACCUAUUGUAUGAUCACCAAACAUUACCAACAGGAUCUCACUACAUACCUAUUUAAAUGAUCACCUCCAAUCUAUAAAAUUAUUUUUAAAUAUUUUUUAAAAACAUACACAGCAUCUACUGUUCUAAUUUUACGUUCAUGUAAUAUAGAAAAAUUAUAUUACUUAAAAAUGAAUUGUGUGUUUAAGCACAUAAUAGCAUUUAAUUAUUCUAAUAAAUAUAAUAAUUUAACUAUGACUGUUAAUGUGGGAUGUGGCGCGAUCAUUUUGUUUAAUUAUCGUUUAUUUUUUUUUAAUAACUUGAAAAACUUACAACUAUUGUAAUUUUGUACCAUGUAUUUUGUUGGUUUUUUUUUCUGUAUAAAUAAUGUAUGUAUAUAUUAUAUUAAUUACAUAAAAUGGACUUCUACAAAUUAUUUGUGUUUAAAUUCUUAAAUACAUUUUUACUAAGUAAGUUUGUUAUACUGGAAGUUCCUUUAAUUUAUUUCAUUAUAAUGUUCCUUUUUACUAUUAUUUAUAUGACAUUGAAAAUUUCAAGUGCGAGUGAAGAAUAAAUAAGUGAUAUGUAUCAAAUGCUUUAUAUAAUAUUUUAUAUUUUUAGUUAAAGUACUCCAAUUUUUAAAACAAUAACCCAUGAUUUAUUUAGUGCAAUUGUACACUUUCUAGAAAAAAUUUAAUAUUCUAUACAAUAUAAACAUUCCGUUGACUUAAAAUAUAAUGUCUAAUAACAUUUUGUCACAGUUCCAUCAGAUAAUAUUCUAUGAAAUAAUUUUAAUAAAAAUUGUUGGCCAUUUAAAAUUGUAUAUUACACUUAAAAUAUAAUAGUCUAUAGUAUAUUAAUUUAGUGUGUGUAUAUGUGUUUUAAUAGGGAAAGGUGAAUUCCCCCUUUUCCUGAUAGGCAUAUUUUAAUUAUUUUAUAAUUGUUAAUGUGUAGUAUUUAUAUAUUUUUUUGUUUAAAAACAAACAUUCCUACUGUCUCACAUUUUAUUAUAUUAUCAACAAUAGGUAAUUUUACCAAAUUUAUUGAAACAUACAUAAAUGGCUAAAGAUAUAUUUCCCUUACAGUAUGUGGCUUUUAGCAUCUAAAGUUCUAGACCUGUCUGGGUAUCACUAAUUAAUAAUAACUUAACCUUGGUAGGUUAUAACCUUUUAUCAAUAAUGUAGAAACACAAAACCAAUGAAAUAAAAAUUACAAUU
Molecule: messenger RNA, 12878 nt
Organism: Cinara cedri
Lineage: Eukaryota; Metazoa; Arthropoda; Insecta; Hemiptera; Aphididae
Source: the annotation of a GenBank genome assembly